Manduca sexta (tobacco hornworm) is the source of this 482-nucleotide messenger RNA. RefSeq names its product small nuclear ribonucleoprotein Sm D3-like. NCBI's taxonomy places the organism in Eukaryota, Metazoa, Arthropoda, Insecta, Lepidoptera, Sphingidae. The record is from RefSeq and is a predicted model, not a curated record. The transcript has a single exon. The coding region runs from base 156 to 482 and encodes 108 amino acids. Gene Ontology annotation, biological process: RNA processing; spliceosomal snRNP assembly. Gene Ontology annotation, molecular function: RNA binding. Gene Ontology annotation, cellular component: U5 snRNP; U1 snRNP; spliceosomal tri-snRNP complex.
ACGUCAGUCGCCAUAUUGUUUGGAAAAAUUGUCUAUGGUUAAGUGUGUUUGCAGUUUGUUUCUGUUGUUUUCGGUGUAAUAUAUCCAUAUUAAUCCAGUGUUAAUUACUAUCGAUUUAAAAAUUACGACCUAAACGUAUUAGAAUAUCAUUUAUCAUGUCCAUCGGUGUGCCUAUUAAAGUACUUCACGAAGCUGAAGGCCAUGUAGUGACCUGUGAAACAAACACCGGCGAAGUAUACCGCGGGAAGCUGAUAGAAGCCGAGGAUAACAUGAAUUGCCAGAUGACUCUGGUGACGGUGACGUAUCGCGACGGCCGGGUUGCGCAACUGGAAAAUGUUUACAUUCGAGGCUCCAAGAUCAGGUUCCUGAUAUUGCCUGACAUGUUGAAGAACGCGCCAAUGUUCAAACGGCAGGGCAAUAAGCCGACUGCCGGUCGCGGCAAAAGUGCAAUACUACGGGCUCAGGGUGAGUGUAACAGAUGA